UUUUUUUUUUAAUAUUUGUAUUGUAUUUUAGAAAGAGAGAAUGUUUAUUCUCGAUGUGAUCUUUGAUCUGGUGUUGAUCGGCAGCAGCUGCUAUGGACUGUACGCGUUGACUCCGGAGGAACAUCCUUACGGCUUAAUCGCAGCCGCAUUUUGUCUGGUACAUGGAAUGCUAAUGCUGGUGCGUUCCUUUCAGUCAUCGGAGGACGAGUGUGCUCGAUCCUUCUUUGUGUCCACAAGCAUUGUGGAUGUGGUACCUCUGCCAUUGGCCAACAUUGAGUUCUAUCUGCAAUCCUCCCAGUCGAGUGUGGCCUUAGUUCACGCUCUGUCCCUGAUACUGCUGGUCUAUGAUACGAUGGGCAAUCUGGGCGAUGACUAUGAUGCUGCCACGGAUACGGUGAAGGAUUUGUCGCUGCUUGGCAACAUUGCAUCCGCCGCAUAUCUGGGCUAUAACGAGGAGAACUACUUUCAUUGCGGCAUCGCAGCAGCCGCUACGAUUGCCCGAUACGGAUCUUCUUUGGUCGACUCUUUCCUUCCAGAGUUUGGGCCACAUGUGGACAAGAUGAGCAAGGCUGCUAUAAUAGGGCUCAUGACAUAUUCUUUGACGCAGAAAUAAACCAACGUGUCUAGUUCUAA
Drosophila innubila is the source of this 633-nucleotide messenger RNA. RefSeq lists its product as uncharacterized. The coding region runs from base 41 to 613 and encodes 190 amino acids. The record is from RefSeq and is a predicted model, not a curated record. The transcript has a single exon. NCBI's taxonomy places the organism in Eukaryota, Metazoa, Arthropoda, Insecta, Diptera, Drosophilidae.